AUUUAUAUAUAAUUGUAGCAUAUUUUUUACAUAAAAAUAAAUUAAAUAAUAUUUGUCAUGCAUAUUUUAAUAGAAGGAAAUUGAUAGGAUCCUGUGAGAAGUGGGAAUGUAUAACUUUCUAAAUGAGUUCGACUGGUAUUUUUACAGGAACUUGGCCAACAGCAGAUUUAUCUGUGGAAGGACUGGGGCUCUUCAGAGCUACGGUUCUUCCAAUUUAUUUAUCGUUUUGGGGCUUUCGCUUCUGUUAUUUCGACUAUUUCUUCUCCUCUCAGAAUACAAGUCGAUUUGGUACAUCGCAAAACACCUUCAAUCUAACCCUAAGGCCAUCCAUUUGAGUGGAAUGGCUGAAUACACAUCGGAGAUUUUAAAUUUAUACUUUAUCCACUUUAGACAGAUUUUAAAAUUUAAACGAAAAUUUAAAGCAGUUCCCAUCCCUAGAAUACACAUGCCACUUUCACUUAAUUCGAAUUCACUUAAACUUACAUCUGUCACUGCAAAUUCAGUCAGUAGUCCAAAAAAUGUUAAAUUAGAGAAAAAUCCUGAGGAUGAUGAUUAUUUUAUAAAUUUUAAUUUCGAUUGUACUAAAACAACAUUCGUGAGUGCCCAUUGGGGUGUUCCAGUUGACAUUGUUUAUUCUGCCAUUGUGCCAAGAAACCCCAAGAAGGAUACCUUCCGACUCUCCAUUCUCAACGACACAGUCCUAAAUAAGGCUAAAAAAAUGCUUAGAAAACUUUUAAUACCCUUCUAUAACGAGCAAUGCGAGAUGUUACUGGAUCAGCCAGUUGACCUUUUCGACACUUAUAAGGUCUCUGGAGACAUCUCGCUCCUCUGUAACGAGGAUAAUUUCUGUUCUUCUGAUCCUAUUUGUUUUAAUGCAGGAACUAAAAUUAGCUGUUCCAUUAAACCAUGGAAAAAGUUUAUUGAAGUUGAUGGUAAGACCUUGCCAAUAUGGAAAUGCUUAACAUCUCACGAUGAGUUAUUACAGAGUAGGGUUCCUUUGGUUAUUGUCCUAUACACUCCGAGGACUCAGGAACCUAGAGUUUUUGCUGAAGGUGACGUCGAGAGUCAUCAGGGAUAUGCUGAAAUAACUAUAGUGAGGUUUAGAAAACCAAAUGAAGUCUUAAUUCCAUUUGUUACGAGCCCUAAGAUAUCGCCAAAGGUUGUUAAGCAGGUGGUGUUCUGCGGUGAAUACAUAAGCCCACAGGAACCCAGGGAUAUGUUCGGCAUGGGUGAUGUCAAGGAUAAGGAAUGCCUUAUCUGCAUUGCUAACGACAUGGACACUGUGCUUUUACCUUGUGGCCACGGUUCUUUCUGCUCCAGAUGCCUUUUCAGCCUCAGAAACGACAAGUGCCCAGUAUGCCGAAGGAGCUUUUAUUCUUACGUCAAGUUCCCUCUUAAAUCCCGUGCUCAAUAAUUUUAUACACAAUAAA
Theileria parva strain Muguga is the source of this 1430-nucleotide messenger RNA. RefSeq lists its product as uncharacterized. NCBI's taxonomy places the organism in Eukaryota, Apicomplexa, Aconoidasida, Piroplasmida, Theileriidae. Gene Ontology annotation, cellular component: cytoplasm. Gene Ontology annotation, molecular function: ubiquitin protein ligase activity. Gene Ontology annotation, biological process: protein ubiquitination. The record is from RefSeq and is a predicted model, not a curated record. Bases 107 to 1414 code for a protein of 435 amino acids. The transcript is spliced from 3 exons.